GAGAAGAGGGGAGGUGUUGUGUUGAUUUGCCGCGCCGCCGCUUCUUGCACAGCACAGGCCGCAGACGUGCCUGCAGUGGCGGCCAUGGAGGAGAUAGACACGGAGGAGGAGGAGGAGGACGAGCUGUUGAAGAGGCACCGCAAGGAGAAGAAGGAGUUGCAAGCUAAAAUACAAGGAAUGAAAAAUUCUGUCGCUAAAAAUGACAAGAAAAGAAGAAAACAGCUAGUGGAAGAAGUAGCUAAAAUUGAGUCUGAGCUGGAACUAAGGCAUGAGGAGGAACUUCAGCAACUCUCGUUGCCACUUGAUAAGUCUAGUAUGGUUGAAUCUUCGACCAAUGGAAUUGCAAAUUUGGAAUUAGAAAUCGGUAAUGAGAAAGAAAUUAAACAAUCACGGGUGUCCAAAGCACAGAAGAGGAGGGAGAAGAAAGCUGCUCAGGAUAAAGAAAGAGAAGAGAGGAUAGCUGAAGCAGAAAUUGAAAACCUGAAAGGUGCCCGGCACCUCGAAAAUCAGAAGCUUGCUGAGAUUCUGGCUGCUAGAAAGCUGCAGAUUAAGCAGAUCCCAUCUGAUGGUCACUGCAUGUACAAAGCUAUUGAAGACCAACUCCAAACCCAGAGCAGUUUGCUGGCACUUGUCGAGCUGAGGGCACAGGCAGCUGAAUACAUGAGAGGUCACAUGGACGACUUCCUACCUUUUCUGACCAACUCUAACACAGGCGACAUGUAUACACCUGAUGAAUUUGAGAAGUACUGUCAUGAAGUAGCCCAUACAGUGGCAUGGGGCGGACAACUGGAGUUGAGGGCUUUAUCACACGUCUUGAAAAUGCCAAUGGAGGUUAUACAAGCAGACUCUACUCCAAUCACAAUCGGUGAAGAAUAUGGGAAGAAACCAAUCAUUCUUGUGUACAUGAGACACGCAUAUGGAUUAGGAGAACAUUAUAACUCCGUAGAACAAUUAAAUGAAGCAGCUACCGAAGAUGUAAGCUAAUUACCAUCAGUGUUUCCAUAUUAAUCAGUGUUUCCAUAUUAAUCAGUGUUUCAUUUGCUCAAUGUUGUACUUUUCCUGUGGAGUUGAAAAUCAAAGUUGUGCACAGUUCAUAUGGAAAAUUGGAGAAGAAUAAUGCAUAUCCAACUUGUUUCUCUUGGCUGCAUCACUUUAUCGUGAGAGGACCUGUAAAAGCCAAAUGGAGAAUGCAUGCUAUGAAUGUUUUAAUGAUUCUGUCAUUCUGAGUGUACUGUGCAUCACAAUACAAAUAAAAGUAGCAGAGAUUA
Leucoraja erinaceus (little skate) is the source of this 1268-nucleotide messenger RNA. It is a transcript of the gene otud6b, whose product is annotated as OTU deubiquitinase 6B. Gene Ontology annotation, molecular function: cysteine-type deubiquitinase activity. The record is from RefSeq and is a predicted model, not a curated record. Gene Ontology annotation, biological process: protein deubiquitination. NCBI's taxonomy places the organism in Eukaryota, Metazoa, Chordata, Chondrichthyes, Rajiformes, Rajidae.